This is a messenger RNA of Arachis stenosperma, 1170 nucleotides long. RefSeq lists its product as uncharacterized. The record is from RefSeq and is a predicted model, not a curated record. The coding region runs from base 1 to 1170 and encodes 389 amino acids. The transcript has 4 exons. Lineage: Eukaryota; Viridiplantae; Streptophyta; Magnoliopsida; Fabales; Fabaceae.
AUGCGGUUAGUUGAUGCUGUUGUUUUUGGAUUCUUGAUUAAGCUUCUGGUUCUCAUGUGCUGCCUUGCUGAGUUUCAUUAUAUGACUAUAUUGAUGCUGCGUUCCAAAAAUGCUCAAGAAGAUCCCAUUCAACAUCUAACCACAUUCUUGAGGAUUUGUGACACUGUGAAAUCAAAUGGGGUUCAUCCGGACACUUACAAACUUCUCUUAUUUCCCUUCUCUCUUUGGGACAAGGCAUCAAAGUGGCUGGAAUCAUUCCCUAAAGAAAGCCUUACCACUUGGGAGGAUGUUGUUAACAAGUUCUUAGCAAGGUUCUACUCUCCACAAAGAAACAAUAGGCUGAGAGCUGAGGUUCAAACCUUUAGACAACAAGAUAGGGAGACUCUCUAUGAAGCAUGGGAGAGAUACAAGGACUUGACAAGAAAGUGCCCUCCAAAUAUGUUCAACGAAUGGGUACAGCUGCACAUCUUCUAUGAGGGGCUAUCAUAUAAGUCAAAGAAGGCCUUAGAUCACUCUUCUAGAGGCUCUCUCAACAAGAAAAAGACAAUUGAGGAGGCCAUAGACAUCAUAGAAACUGUUGCCAACAACGAGUAUUUCUAUGCCUCUGAUAGAACUAAAAAAAGAGGAAUGAUGGAGCUCAAUUCCAUGGAUGUUCUGCUGGCUCAAAACAAGGUGAUGAUAGCUCAAUUAGUGGCCCUAACUAAGCAGAUGGAGAAUAACCAAGUCUCAGCUGUUCAAGCUCAAGCACCUCCACAAGAAGAAGAUACUCCAGAAGUUGAAUGUGAAUGGGAGCAAGCCAACUAUGUGAAUAAUUCUUCCAGACCACCAUAUGAUCACAAUGCCAAAACAUACAACCCAGGGAGUAUUAUCACUGUUGUAGAGAGACAAGUGCAAGCUGAAAAGAAGAUAGAUGCAAUCCAAGAGGAGGCCAGAUCCAACAUGAGGAACCAAGGGAUAGCAAUUUCAAAACUGGAAGCACAACUAGGGAGCUUGUCUAAACAGAUACCAAUGCCUAUAUAUAUGUUCCCUAAUGAUACCAUGACCAACCCCAGAGGGAAAUGCAAGGCCAUCACACUAAGGAGUGGGAAGAUUGUGGAGGAGACAUCCUCAAGUCACAACAAGCACGAAGAAGAAGCUGCAAGUGACCCAGAAACCAAGAAGAAGGAAUAG